UCCCGCCCACCCCGAUGAAUUCCACCUGUGGUGCUUUCACUUGUGCAGCAGAGACGCUGCCCCUGGGAGGCGCGGGAAAGAAAGGGUUAACUGGAGAGAGGGGCGCUGGUUGAGAUCUGGGUGCCAGUGGCCCCCUGCCCACCACUGGGUGGUGAGAAACGAGGGAGGGUGAACUUCCCCUCAGAGAUUCUGGUGGGGAAAUAUGCCUUGCGUCAAUAAAACUGACUGUGCUGCACAAUCAGGGAGAGAAGCUGGGAAGACCAAGAAGUAUCUCGGAGAUGGCUUUUGAACUGCGGAAAUAUUUGUCUGAGGAAAAAGGCUUUAAUUUAAUGCUGGGCUUCAUCAUCAGGCCUCCUCACCAACUCCUGUCCCUUCUUUCGUGUCCUGGACUCCGGAUACCUCGAUUUUCAGUACUUUGUGCUCCACCCAGACUCAGAACCAUGGCCGCCUCAUCCUCUUCCUGGGAACUGCCCCUGGUGGCUGUGUGCCAGGUAACAUCGACCCCAGACAAGGAGCAGAACUUUAAAACAUGUGCUGAGCUGAUUCGGGAGGCUGCCAGACUGGGCGCUUGCCUGGCUUUCCUGCCUGAGGCAUUUGACUUCAUUGCACGGAACCCUGAAGAGACACGCCGCCUGUCUGAGCCACUGAGUGGGAACCUUUUGGAAGAAUAUACCCAGCUUGCCAGGGAAUGUGGACUCUGGCUGUCCUUGGGUGGUUUCCAUGAGCGUGGCCAGGACUGGGAGCAGACUCAGAAAAUCUACAACUGUCAUGUGAUUCUGAACAACAUGGGGUCAGUAGUGGCCACCUACAGGAAGACGCAUCUGUGUGACGUAGAGAUUCCAGGACAGGGGCCUAUGCGUGAAAGCAACUCUACCAUACCUGGGCCCAGUCUUGAGUCUCCUAUCAGCACACCAGCAGGCAAGAUUGGUCUAGCUAUCUGCUAUGACAUGCGGUUCCCUGAACUUUCUCUGGCAUUGGUUCAGGCUGGAGCAGAAAUACUUACCUACCCUUCGGCUUUUGGAUCUGUUACAGGCCCAGCCCAUUGGGAGGUGUUGUUGCGGGCCCGUGCCAUUGAAACCCAGUGCUACGUAGUGGCGGCAGCACAGUGUGGCCGCCACCAUGAGAAGAGAGCCAGUUAUGGCCACAGCAUGGUGGUAGAUCCCUGGGGAACGGUGGUGGCCCGCUGCUCUGAAGGACCAGGCCUUUGCCUUGCCCGAAUUGACCUCAACUAUCUGCAACAGUUGCGCAAACAACUGCCUGUGUUCCAACACCGCAGGCCUGACCUCUACGGCAAUCUGGGUCACCCACUGUCUUAAGACUUUUGACUUCUGUCCACUGAGACCUCCAUUGUGAGCUGGUGGUGUUGUGACUUGUAGGCAGGACCCAGGCGCAGCUUCCCUCAUUUGGAGAACCUUGUCUCUUGAUGGAACACAGGCUCAGCUUCUUGGAAAAGAAGAAACUUUCACCUGAGCUCAGAUUUCAGUUUCAGAAAGGUGGAAUUUAAUAUAGUCACUGUUUAUUUCAUGAAAACUGAAGUUACGCUGAGGGCUGAGCAGCACUGGCAUUGAAAAAAAAAAAAUCAUCAUAAA
Bubalus bubalis (water buffalo) is the source of this 1589-nucleotide messenger RNA. RefSeq names its product nitrilase 1 (gene NIT1). The transcript is spliced from 7 exons. Bases 279 to 1316 code for a protein of 345 amino acids. The record is from RefSeq and is a predicted model, not a curated record. Lineage: Eukaryota; Metazoa; Chordata; Mammalia; Artiodactyla; Bovidae. Gene Ontology annotation, molecular function: hydrolase activity, acting on carbon-nitrogen (but not peptide) bonds, in linear amides.